GGUUCUCUUGUCAUCAAUCACCUUCUUUGAGCAGAAAAACCCUAGCUAUCCUUGUCUUUGCUCCGAUCUAUUACCUGUUUUUCUCCGCAGCUGAUAAUCAUGAUGAAAUUGAAGACCCCCAAGAAAGGAAAAACUAGGAGAGAGCUUGAGAAACGCGCUCCUAAACUCGUUGAGACAGGGAAGAAGACUUUGAUACUUCAUGGUUCAAAGACUAGUGGAGUAUUGAAUUCUGUGUUGACUCAAAUUUAUCAUCUGAAGAAGGAAAGUUCAGUGAGGUUUAGCCGCAAGAAUGGAGAAGUUAGGCCAUUUGAAAGCGGUGGUGAAACUGCACUGGAGUUUUUCUCUCAGAAAACUGACUGCAGCAUGUUUGUGUUUGGUUCUCACUCAAAGAAGCGACCUGACAAUCUUGUACUCGGGAGAUUUUAUGAUCACCACAUAUAUGAUCUUAUAGAGGUUGGGGUUGAAAAUUUCAAGCCCAUGGAAUCAUUUAAAUAUGAUGCAAAACUAGCUCCAAAAGCAGGGUCGAAACCUUUUAUUGCUUUUAUCGGAGAAGGAUUUGACAGCGUUGAGGAGUUGAGACAUUUAAAGGAAGUAUUGCUUGAUUUAUUACGAGGAGAGGUUAUUGAAAACAUAAAUAUUGCUGGAAUAGACCGUGCAUAUGUAUGUACAGCUACAUCGUCAAAUAAAGUAUUUCUUACUCACUGUGCACUACGGCUAAAAAAAUCUGGGACAGUGGUACCAAGAAUGGAACUGGUAGAAAUUGGCCCAUCCAUGGAUUUAGUAGUUCGUCGACAUCGUCUACCUAAUGAAGGCCUUAAAAAAGAAGCUAUGAGAACACUCAAAGACCAGGCUAAGAAGAAGGUUAAGAAUGUUAGCCAAGAUAUUAUUGACGGAAGGAUUGGAAAAGUAUACAUUCCAGAUCAGAAGGUUGGGGAGACGGCUUUACCUUACAAAGCAAAGGGAGUGAAGAGAGAACGCCGUGAAGCUAAAUCGAAAAAUGCUGAGGAGAGGGAGCAAGCUUCAAAAAAGCAAAAGGAAGAUUCUACACUUGAAUAGAGGCCAAAUGGAGAAAGAGAUCAAAUGUUAAUCAAUAGAUAACAUCAUAACUUACCCAAGUUUUUCAGUAAUAUUUGUUUGUAACCACCUAUUUUCACUGAUGGUGGUCAAGGAUUAGUCUUUCUUUCAUUUUUGAAACUCCCCUAUGCUUUGCUGUGUAACAUAUUCAAUUUUGGCAUCUAUUGAAAGCAGAUCAUCUCAUUGUUGAGCUAA
Molecule: messenger RNA, 1269 nt
Organism: Humulus lupulus (European hop)
Lineage: Eukaryota; Viridiplantae; Streptophyta; Magnoliopsida; Rosales; Cannabaceae
Product: ribosome production factor 2 homolog
Exons: 7
Coding region: 100-1056 (318 amino acids)
Biological process (GO): ribosomal large subunit assembly; maturation of LSU-rRNA from tricistronic rRNA transcript (SSU-rRNA, 5.8S rRNA, LSU-rRNA)
Cellular component (GO): nucleolus
Molecular function (GO): rRNA binding
Source: RefSeq, a predicted model, not a curated record